AUGCAAUACAUCGAUCUAAUGAUGUCGUUGUUGACUGAUACGGGGAUCGGUUUACGCACAAUAAGAAGUACUGUAAAGGAGUAUAAAGAAACAGGAGUACUGUCCUCACCAAACAAAAAAAAAAUACGAUCUACAGUUAUUGAAAAAAUUGAUGAUUUUAAUAAGAACACGAUUCGCCAAAAAAUACACGGCUUCUGGUUCAGACAAGAAAUACCUACACUGAUGAAAGUUUUGGCGGUUAUUAACGAAGAUUCUGAACUUCCAAAUCUAUCUCGUAGUGGUUUGUAUCGGUUGUUAGCUGACUUAAAUUUCGAAUUCACUAAAAGAAAUAGGAAUAGUGCACUUACAGAGAGGAAUGAUCUGACGUUUUAUCCGAGAUAUAAGACUUUAUAG
This is a messenger RNA of Macrosiphum euphorbiae (potato aphid), 393 nucleotides long. The record is from the annotation of a GenBank genome assembly. Lineage: Eukaryota; Metazoa; Arthropoda; Insecta; Hemiptera; Aphididae.